Xenia sp. Carnegie-2017 is the source of this 1840-nucleotide messenger RNA. Its product is annotated as general transcription factor IIH subunit 2-like. Bases 392 to 1573 code for a protein of 393 amino acids. Gene Ontology annotation, biological process: DNA-templated transcription; regulation of transcription by RNA polymerase II; nucleotide-excision repair. Gene Ontology annotation, molecular function: zinc ion binding. The record is from RefSeq and is a predicted model, not a curated record. NCBI's taxonomy places the organism in Eukaryota, Metazoa, Cnidaria, Anthozoa, Malacalcyonacea, Xeniidae. Gene Ontology annotation, cellular component: transcription factor TFIIH core complex; transcription factor TFIIH holo complex. The transcript is spliced from 17 exons.
ACAUUUUGGUUGUUCACGAAAAUGGAUACGAACAAUUGAAGCUUUGUUGGAAAACAUUCUUUGCCAAAAUCGAAAAUUUUACUUAAAAGAAAAUACACAAAAUUGUGUGUUUUCGUGACUUUCUUCAAAGUCUGUGCACAACCUUCAGAUGGGCAAAAUAUAAAUGAACGAUAGAAAGUACUUGAGAAUAAUGAACUGUACAUAAAUUCACAAGUAAUUUCGGUAACUUCCGAGUUGUAACGAGGUCUUCCGUCAAAUUUCCGAUCUUAAAAAUUACACAUAGCAUAUAAUUAUAGUAAUAAUAUGAACUUUUUGUCGUUUGUGUGAACUUUGACGUAAUACUACACGAGGAGAAGAUAAAAGUUUCCAUCUCUUGGAUAUUUAAGAAAUUAUGGCUCACGACGACGAGGAAGAAGCUGGUUAUAGAUGGCUGAAUCAAUAUGAAAAAACAUGGGAAGCUAUUCAGGAAGAUGCUCAGGGUGGGUUACAGUUUGUUGAUGAUGAUUUUAUUCAGCGGGCCAAAAGGCGAAGGUUCUUGGCCAAACCAGGGAAUAUCCGUCUUGGUAUGAUGCGGCAUCUUUAUGUUAUUCUUGACCUAUCAAAAGCAAUGGAGGAAGCUGAUCUUAAACCAUCUAGGAUCGUGUGUACCAUCAAGCUUUUGCAAAAUUUUAUUGUGGAGUACUUUGAUCAGAAUCCUAUAUCACAGUUAGGUAUUAUAGUGACAUUUAACAAGAGGGCUGAGAAACUGACUGAACUAAGUGGUAAUCCUCGUCUACAUACGUCAGCUCUAUUAAAGAAAGAAAAACCAAACGUUUGCCAAGGUCAACCUUCCCUACAAAAUGCUUUGGAAACAGCGAAGAAGUCUUUAAGGCAUCUUCCCGGGCAUGCGAGCCGUGAAAUUCUCGUAGUAUUUGGUAGUUUGACCACUUGUGAUCCGGGUGACGUCAUGGAAACGUUUGAGUCACUUAAAGAAUUCAAGAUACGUUGUUCUAUUAUCGGGCUUGCUGCCGAAGUAAAAGUUUGCAAAAAGCUUUCGGCGACAACUGAUGGAACUUACGAUGUAAUUUUGGACGAAAAACACUAUCGAGAUGUGUUAAUGCAACAUGUCAUACCUCCCGCUGCAAAGGUUGACGUAGAAGCUGCUCUUAUAAAAAUGGGCUUUCCUCGGCAUAUUAUGAGCCCAACACCGUCACUGUGUUUAUGUCAUGUUGAUGGUGAAUGGAGUAAGGAUGUCAAUCGUUCUGGCUACUUUUGUCCACAGUGCGACAGUAAAUUUUGUGAGCUUCCUGUUCAAUGCAAAACUUGUGGUUUAACUCUCGUUUCUGCUCCACAUUUGGCAAGAUCUUUUCAACAUCUUUUUCCUCUGCCUCAAUUCACAGAAGUUACAGCGGACGAACAGUCGAUGCAAAAGAAUUGUUCUGGUUGUGAUUCACCAUUGGGCAAAAAUUUAAUAUACGAAUGCCCAGAGUGCUGUAAACGCUUUUGCUUUGAAUGUGACCUGUUUAUACAUGAAACAUUACACGUAUGUCCAGGAUGUACUUCAUCGGUAGAUAAAUCCAUUGAAACUGCUUAGUUCUCAUUGGGCCAGCGCUUAGCAAACUAAGCUGAGAGGUAGUUGGACGAAAUUAUCACAGAGAAGAAACCCGGUAUACAGGUAGUGUGGGGCCUGGUUCUAUUGAAGUGACGUAAGUAGAUUCCGAGAAACGAUCAAAGUUGCGAGAAAGCUGGCAUACAACUUUUGGCAAAAUGCACCUGCCAAUUAUCAAAUAUGUAGCAUGUUCAAAUAGAGCUUGCUUAUAAAAAUGCUUGUUUUAUAUAUAAACAAACUUAUCAACGCUCA